Neoarthrinium moseri is the source of this 1944-nucleotide messenger RNA. RefSeq lists its product as uncharacterized. The record is from RefSeq and is a predicted model, not a curated record. Gene Ontology annotation, biological process: cellular response to X-ray; cellular response to gamma radiation; telomere maintenance. Gene Ontology annotation, molecular function: damaged DNA binding; DNA helicase activity; double-stranded DNA binding. Gene Ontology annotation, cellular component: nucleus; Ku70:Ku80 complex. The transcript has 3 exons. NCBI's taxonomy places the organism in Eukaryota, Fungi, Ascomycota, Sordariomycetes, Amphisphaeriales, Apiosporaceae. The coding region runs from base 1 to 1944 and encodes 647 amino acids.
AUGGCUGAGCGCAACGAUCACUACAAACGGGAGGAGGAUGAGGAGGAAGAGGAAGAAGAGGAGCUUGAUGAGAACUAUUACAAGGCGCAGAAGGAUGCCCUGUUGUUCGCAAUCAAUGUCAGCCCAUCAAUGCUGAAGGACCCACCUCCGUCCGAGGACAAGAAGGCCAUCAAGGACAAUGCCGUGAUAGCAGCCCUCAAGUCGGCCCACCAGGUCAUGCAGCAGCGCAUUAUAUCCAACGCAAAGGACAUGAUGGGCAUCAUCCUGUUUGGCACGGAGAAGACAAAGUAUGUCGACUUUGACGGCAAACCUAGCAACCUGUCGUAUCCCCAUUGCUAUGUCUACACCCCACUCGACGUACCUGCUGCCGAGGAUGUAAAGCAGCUCAGGAGCUUUGUCCAUGAUGGAGAUGAUGAGGACCAGCUUCUCGUCCCAUCACCCGACGGCGUGGAUAUCAAGGACCUCCUUUUCUGCGCAAACCAGAUCUUUACCCAGAAAGCCCCCAAUUUUGGGUCCCGAAGACUGUUCAUCAUCACCGACAACGACGACCCGCACCCGGGCGACAAGAGCGCCUCCGAGUCCGCUCGUACGCGAGCACAGGACUUGUACGAUCUGGGCGUCAACAUUGAGGUUUUCCCCAUCACCCACGGCGAGGACAGCAAGUUCGACCUUACCAAAUUCUACGAUAAUAUUGUCUAUCCAGACCCUACAUCAGAGGCGCUGGACUCCGAGAGAUUCAACACGUCAAAGUCGGGUGAUCUCAAUUCCCUAAUAAAGAACAUCACCUCUAAGCAGACCCCUAAAAGAGCCUACUUCUCUAACAUGACAUUCGAGCUGGGCCCCGGGCUCAACAUCUCUGUCAAAGGGUAUAAUAUUAUUCAGAAGCAGUCACCCGCCAGAAGCUGCUAUAUCUGGCUUGAUGGCGAGACAGCCCAGAUGGCUGUCAGCGAGACAACCCGCAUGGCUGAAGACACCACGAGAACCGUGUCGACAGGCGAGGUGAAGAAAGCCUACAAAUUCGGGGGCGAAUAUGUCUACUUCAGCCCCGAGGAACAGAAGGAGGUGAAGCAGUUUGGCAGCUCUACCAUACGGAUUAUUGGAUUCAAGGAUCGGUCCCUGCUGAAGUUUUGGAUGUCUAUGAAGAAGUCCGUCUUCAUUUACCCCAGCGAAGAGGGCUAUAUCGGCUCAACACGUGUCUUUUCGGCUCUGUGGAAGAAACUUUUGAAGUCUGGCAAAAUAGGUAUCGCGUGGCAUGUGUCAAGAACGAACGCCAACCCCGUUUUGGUUGCCGUCAUACCUUCGCGGGCCCAGGAUGACGAGGACUCUGGAACACCGUUCUUGCCUGCAGGACUGUGGCUCUAUCCGAUACCCUUCGCCGAUGACGUCCGCCCGCCUCCGGGUGUCAAGGCUGUCCGCACAACCGAUGAGCUGACCAACCAGAUGAACAAAAUUGUUCGCGUUCUGCAGCUCCCCAAUGCUGCGUAUGAUCCUACAAAAUAUCCAAAUCCGUCUUUGCAAUGGCACUACAGGAUCCUACAGGCCCUAGCGCUUGAGGAGGAGGUGCCAGAUGAACCUGAUGACAAGACAAAGCCAAAGACUAAGGCUAUACACAAGCGUGUCGGAGGGCACAUUGAGGAUUGGUCAAACCUUGCAGACCAAGAACUCACAAAGUACGAGGAACAGCAGGGCAUCAAACGCGAAUUGGAACAUGAUGACGAACCUCGACCCGCAAAGAAAGCCAAGAAGACGAUCAAGGCAGAAAACGGAGAUGGUGGUUCGGUCAUGAACGAUGCCGCCUUGAAGAAGAAAUUCAACUCUGGUGAACUGACCAAGCUGAAGGUUGUGGACCUCAAAGACAUUCUUGCUGCGCAUGGCCUUGAUACGAAGGGCAAAAAGGCGGAUCUCGUGGAGAGGUUAGAACAGUGGGUAGAGGACAACUUGUAA